GGUGGGUGGAGGGAUGUAUGGCGGAGGUUUUGGAGGAUAUGGUGGCGGCAUGGGCGGUGGCAUGUACGGCAGCGGCAUGUAUGGAGGAGGGUAUGGCAACUACCCUGGCAUGCCUGGCGACCCAAAUCAACAACAGAGCCUUACGCAAACGUGGAAUCAAAGCACAGCAGCGACAUUUCAGAUUAUGGAGAGCAUCGUUGGCGCUUUUGGUGGAUUCGCGCAGAUGCUAGAGAGCGCGUACAUGACGACUCAUUCCUCCUUUUUCGCGAUGGUCUCAAUGGCCGAACAACUGGGUAAUCUACGGCAGACACUCGGCUCCGUAUUAGGGAUAUUCACCUUGCUGCGCUGGAUGCGCACUCUUCUGGCCAAAGUCACAGGCCGCCCACCACCAGCCGAUGCCACGGCACUGACCCCAGCAAACUUCUCAGCUUUCCUGUCCGGCGGAUCUAGCGUGCCUGCCACCCUACCCGAUGGCAGCCCCGCCCCUGCUCGCCCCUCGAAGAAACCCUUUAUCAUGUUCGCCAUCGCCGUCUUCGGCCUACCCUAUCUCAUGGGCAAACUCAUCCGCGCCAUGGCUCGAACGCAAGAAGAAGAAAUGCGACGCCAGCAAGAACAAAUGGCGCUAUCACAAACAAAUCCCAAUGGGGAACAAGUCCCCAUUGACCCCCGGAAACUCGACUUCUGCAGAGUUCUCUACGACUACAUUCCCGCCCCAAAUUCCGGUGGCAUGGACUUGGAAGUCAAAAAGGGCGACUUUGUGGCCGUCCUUUCCAAAACAGACCCCAUGGGCAACGCUUCCGAAUGGUGGCGCUGUCGAGCACGGGACGGGAAACAGGGAUACCUGCCCAGCCCGUAUCUAGAACCUAUCCAAACACCUGCACAACGACAGGCACAGAUUACCGAAGGUGUCGCAGCCUCGGCGCCGGGCAGUCGGUCCGCAACCAUGAGCGGGACGGAACCAAUGAACGCCGCGAAGAAGUUGCUCGAGGAAGGCGAUAGGACCAAGAGUAUGAGCUCCAUGUACCCUGGGUUGGCCGGUUUGAACACCCAAACUGCCACGGCCAUACCAGCCGGUGCCAAAGGUCCGGAAGUCAAGGGCAAACCAGGCGACAUUUCAGCCGAGAGUUUCCAGAAGAGCGCGUUUUAUUCUUGAAAUGACCACGGUGUAAAUAUUUCUCGAUCAUGUGGGAUUUUAUAAUUGAGCGAUUUUUCUCUGUUUAAUCUGCCUCUAUUGCUUUGCUAAAGGCGCAGAAAGGCUUGCCUGGUUCUGUGCAGCAUGCGCUGCGUAGCAGGCGGCUGUGACGGCGCGCGAAGGGAAAGAGUCGAAAAGUUGACAGCAAGGGUGAUGGAUCGCUGCUGAUGAGGAGAAGAACUACAUAUGACCAUCUCAUACGAACUUGAGGGUCGGGUCGGGUCGGACACUCAUCACAGAUACCUAGGUAGAUAUGGGCAAGAUAUGGUCAGGCAGGAAGAUGUAUAAGCGACAAGGUAUAGCCACAAUAAUAUAUUGAAGGGAAGCAAGGCAUUGUACCUCGAC
Messenger RNA from Exophiala viscosa, 1537 nucleotides. RefSeq names its product Peroxin 13, N-terminal region-domain-containing protein. NCBI's taxonomy places the organism in Eukaryota, Fungi, Ascomycota, Eurotiomycetes, Chaetothyriales, Herpotrichiellaceae. Gene Ontology annotation, molecular function: protein binding. Gene Ontology annotation, biological process: protein import into peroxisome matrix, docking. Bases 14 to 1153 code for a protein of 379 amino acids. The record is from RefSeq and is a predicted model, not a curated record. The transcript has 2 exons. Gene Ontology annotation, cellular component: peroxisomal importomer complex; peroxisomal membrane; peroxisome.